Porites lobata is the source of this 408-nucleotide messenger RNA. NCBI's taxonomy places the organism in Eukaryota, Metazoa, Cnidaria, Anthozoa, Scleractinia, Poritidae. The record is from the annotation of a GenBank genome assembly.
GGAAGAGCAAAUGCCACUGUCGAAAAGGUAGUCGUGAAGAAAAUGCUAAGCGAUGACGUUUUGGACAAGAAGACCUUUAUCAAGGAAGCAAGGAUACUACAAAGGCUAGAACACCCAAACAUCGUAGACUUCAAGGGUAUCUGCAAUAAUCCAUUUGCCCUUGUGUUAGAGUACGUCUACUUUGAUUUUAAACCAUUUGGUGUGGAGCAGAAAGUGAGCUCCCUUGCUCAGUUUCUUUGUGUUCUUCAAGGCUUCGCUGAGUGCCACGGUUUUGAUAGUCCUCUCGUUAUCUCAACCAUUUGCAAGGACAUGGCAGCAGGUCUACAAUACCUACACGAAAAUGGUGUCGCUCACCGAGAUUUUAAGCCGGCAAAUAUAUAUCCUGAUCAGCAAUCAAAAUUAUUGUGA